AUGGUCGAAACAGCUACCACUACAACAAUCACGCGCACCACAUCGAGUGCAGCGCCCAACUCGCAUGCUGCCCCAUCGGCCACGCCCUCGCCCACCGCGGCCCAGGCGCAGCGGAACGAUGAGACAACGCGUCUCAUUUACAAUCUCAAGAUUAUUGCCUUCCUGUGCCUGCUGCCGUUCGUGCUGUUCGCCGUGUUCCUCAAGCACCUGCUGGACUACCUGUUCGCCCUGGGCCUCAAGGAGAAGGAUGUGAGCGGCAAGGUGGCACUGGUAACAGGCGGUGGCAGUGGCUUGGGUCGUGAGAUCUGUCUGGAGCUGGCGAGACGAGGCUGCAAAGUGGCCGUGGUUGAUGUCAAUUCGAAAGGCUGCUACGAGACGGUGGAGCUGCUAUCGAAAAUUCCACGCUGCAUGGCGAAGGCAUAUAAGAACGAUGUCUCAUCGCCACGCGAACUGCAAUUGAUGGCUGUUAAGGUUGAGAAGGAACUGGGACCUGUCGAAAUUCUGGUCAACAAUGCUUCGCUGAUGCCAAUGACAUCGACGCCGAAUCUGAAAAGCGAUGAGAUCGACACUAUCCUGCAGCUUAAUCUGGGCUCCUACAUUAUGACAACAAAAGAGUUUUUGCCAAAGAUGAUAACACGAAAAUCUGGACACUUGGUGGCAGUCAAUGCAUUGGCAGGUCUUGUGCCGCUGCCUGGUGCUGGCAUCUAUACGGCCACAAAAUAUGGCAUCAUGGGCUUUAUGGAGUCUCUGCGAGCCGAGCUGCGCCUAUCCGAUUGUGACUACGUUCGCACCACUGUGGCCAACGCCUACUUGAUGAAGACGAGCGGAGAUUUGCCGCUGCUCAGCGAUGCGGGCAUCUCGAAGAGUUAUCCCGGUCUGUCCACUCCUUAUGUGGCCGCGAAAAUUGUUAAAGGAGUUCUCCUGAACGAGCGCAUGAUCUAUGUGCCCAAGAUAUUUGCACUCAGUGUUUGGCUAUUCAGAUUGUUGCCAACCAAGUGGCAGGAUUUUAUGCUGUUGCGUUUCUAUAAUUUCGAUGUGCGCAGCUCACAUUUAUUUUAUUGGAAAUGAAGUAAAAGAGAGAGAGAGAGAGAGAGAGAGAGAGAGAGAGAGAGUGAAAAAGAGAGAGAAA
This is a messenger RNA of Drosophila arizonae, 1129 nucleotides long. Its product is annotated as short-chain dehydrogenase/reductase family 16C member 6. The record is from RefSeq and is a predicted model, not a curated record. Gene Ontology annotation, molecular function: oxidoreductase activity, acting on the CH-OH group of donors, NAD or NADP as acceptor. Lineage: Eukaryota; Metazoa; Arthropoda; Insecta; Diptera; Drosophilidae. Gene Ontology annotation, cellular component: lipid droplet.